GGCCCGGCAGGCGGCGGCGGGAGCGCGCAGGCAGCGAGCGGAGCUCGGUGCGGCCGCGGCGUCUGAGGCCGGUGAGCGGGAGAGCGCGGGGCGUGCGGACAAAGAGGGCGCCGCGCGGAGAGCAGCGUCUGACAUGGAUGUUACAUGAGCCACUCUCAGGGUCGCGUGGAGCGUCUCCCUCGGUGAACUAGAGGAAGAUGGAUGAGUCGGCCCUUCUGGACCUUCUGGAGUGUCCCGUGUGUCUGGAGCGGCUCGACGUCUCUGCCAGGGUCCUGCCUUGUCAGCACACGUUCUGCAAACGGUGUCUGCUGGGCAUCGUCGGUUCCCGCAACGAACUCAGAUGCCCCGAGUGCCGGACUCUGGUUGGCGCGGGCGUGGAGCAGCUUCCAAGCAACAUCCUGCUGGUCAGACUGCUGGAUGGCAUCAAGCAGAGGCCCUGGAAACCCGGCCCUGCGGGGGGCAGUGGCACCAACUGCACCAACGCCUCGAGGGCUCAGAGCAGCGCUGUGGCCAAUUGUAGCUCGAAAGAUCCACCUUGCCCCCAGGGUGGACAGCAGCCUCGGGCGCAAGCCUGGAGCCCCCCGGUGAGGGGAAUACCUCAGUUACCAUGUGCCAAAGCAUUAUACAACUACGAAGGCAAAGAGCCCGGGGACCUUAAAUUCAGCAAAGGUGACAUCAUCAUUUUGCGGCGACAAGUGGAUGAAAAUUGGUACCACGGGGAGGUCAACGGGGUCCAUGGCUUUUUCCCCACCAACUUCGUGCAGAUCAUCAAACCGUUACCUCAGCCCCCGCCUCAGUGCAAAGCACUUUAUGACUUUGAAGUUAAAGACAAGGAAGCCGACAAAGAUUGCCUUCCGUUUGCAAAGGAUGACGUUCUGACUGUGAUCCGCAGAGUGGACGAAAACUGGGCUGAAGGCAUGCUGGCAGACAAAAUAGGAAUAUUUCCAAUUUCGUACGUUGAGUUUAACUCGGCGGCCAAGCAGCUGAUCGAGUGGGACCAGCCUCCCGCGGGGGGCGUUGGCGCUGCGGAGGGCGCCCCGGCCGCUGCCCCGAGCAGCGCGGCCCCCAGGCAGCCCGAAGCCAAGAAGAACACGAAGAAGCGGCACUCGUUCACCUCCCUGACCACGGCCGGCAGGGCGUCGCAGGCCACCCAGCAGCGCCACUCCGUGGAGAUCAGCCCCCCGGUCCUUAUCAGCUCCAGCAACCCCACGGCCGCCGCGCGCAUCGGAGAGCUGGCCGGGCUCUCGUGCAGCGCCCCCUCCCAGGUCCACAUAAGUACCACCGGGUUGAUUGUGACCCCGCCCCCGAGCAGCCCGGUGACCACCGGCCCCUCGUGCACGGUCCCGCCAGAGGCCCCCUACCCGGCCGCCCUUUCGGUGUCUGCACGCGUGUGGCCGUGUGCAGGCGGUGAUGCUGUGGGAGUUGGUGGCACUGCUGCCCCGAGAAGGGAUGACCAGCCGCCCCUCCUGCUGUCCCCUCGGUGGCCAAGCACCUGCACUAUGAAUCCUCCUCUCCCCCCGCCCCCGCUCCAGGAGGCCACCCCCAUGGGCGCUGUUGCUGCUCCCGGGAUGGGCUCCAGACCCGUGGCCGGACCCGCUGACCAGACCACACACUCACGGCCGCAGACGCGCCCCAGCGUGUAUGUUGCCAUUUAUCCCUACACCCCCCGGAAAGAGGAUGAGCUGGAGCUGAGGAAGGGGGAGAUGUUUCUCGUGUUUGAGCGCUGCCAGGACGGCUGGUUCAAGGGCACGUCCAUGCACACCAGCAAGAUAGGGGUCUUCCCUGGCAAUUACGUGGCCCCCGUCACGAGGGCAGCGACCAGCGCCUCCCAGGGUAAAGUCCCCGUGUCGACCGCUGGCCAGACAAGUCGAGGUGGGGGACCGGCCAGCACUUCCCCCGCAGGAGCGCCUGCCCAGAAGCCCCCGGGGAACGGCAUGGCCGGCGGUCCCGGGGUCCCCACCGCUGUGGUGUCAGCAGCUCACAUCCAGACGAGUCCCCAGGCCAAGGUCCUGCUGCACAUGUCCGGACAGAUGACCGUCAACCAGGCGCGCAGCGCUGUGAGGACAGUCUCGGCACACAGCCAGGAGCGCCCCACGGCGGCCGUGACGCCCAUCCAGGUUCAGAGCGCCGCGGGGCUGCCCCAUCACCCCCUGGCCUCGCCCCAGCCCCCCGGCCCGAUGGGUCCCCCUGCCCACGUGGCUGCUGGCAGCCUGGGCCGGGUCGGCGCCCCGCUGGCCUGCGCUGCGGCCCCACCGAGCCUCCCCGCCGCCUCCCUGGAGACUGAGCCUGGCGGUCGCCCAGUGACCGUGCUCCCCGGGCCGCCCACCUCUCCCGACAGCAGCUCGGCGGCCAAGCCAGACAAGGACAGCAAGAAAGAGAGAAAGGGGCUGUUGAAGCUGCUCUCCGGGGCCUCCACCAAGCGCAAGCCGCGGGGGUCGCCGCCGGCCUCGCCCACCCUGGACGUCGAGCCGGGGGCUGAGCUGCUGCCCGGGGCCCCUGGCGCCCCCUGCGCCUGCCCCGGGCCCUGUGAUGCCGACACCCCGGCCCCGGCCCCUGCCCCCGGCCCGCAGCGCCGGACCUGCUCCCUGGACUCGGCCCCGGUGGCCCCACCGCCGCGGCAGCCCUGCUCGUCCCUGGGCCCGGCGGCCGGUGACGCGAGGCCUGCGGUCUGUGAAAGAGUGAGGCAGAACUGGAACUCAAGGAGGGCGACAUCGUGUUUGUGCACAGGAAGCGGGAGGACGGCUGGUUCAAGGGCACGCUGCAGCGGAACGGGAAGACGGGUCUCUUCCCCGGGAGCUUCGUGGAAAACAUCUGAGGAGCCGCCGGGGGCUGGACCUGGCCUAUCACCGCAUCCGUCACAAGGCCCACAGGGCCCCGGGGCGCCAGGACCAGGGUGCGUGCCGUGUGCCUGGUCCUGUCCGAUUCACUCCACAGAGGAACCUUUCCUAAAACGAUAUCUAGCUGAGACAGACACCUGUUUACAAGGCUUAACUAAUUUAUUUGCUUUUUUAAACUUGAAUUUUUCUUGUAAUAGAUAAAUUCUUUGGAUUAUGAUUUUAAGAAAUUAUUAAUUUAUGAAAUGAUAGCCAAGGAGAAGCUGGAGGAUCCCCUGUCGGGAGCAAAAGCGUGUCCUUGACGCAGAGGCAGCCCCUGCCCCCCUGGGCUUCACCUCGGCUUCUUUGAGUCAGAGAUGCCCGUUCUCGGGUUUGGUUGUCUCUUUGGGAAACCAGGACUCACAAGUGAGUCCGUGUCGCUGAGGGACCCCGGGGUAGCGAGGCAGGAGCCUCUCUCUCUGGUUGGGGUCGGGAAUCACUCCAAGACCUAGUCCUCAGUUUAACCUUGAAGGUCUCUGAUUCCCUAGAAUAAGGAAGAAUAAAGCACAGCCCUUGGACAGCAUGUGUUCAGAAAUAGAUUUAGUUUCAUAACGGAAGCGGCUCAGCUCGGUGGCUGGAAGUUGAAGAACCGAGGUUGCCACCUGUCUGAGGAUGGCUCUGAAUGUCAUCGCGCUGUCACCCUGGGGACCUGCCUGUGCAGUCAUGCGGGAGGGACCCUGCGAGGCGGCCCAGGCGUCCGUGUGGUGCUUCCCACACCCCCGCCCCCGAGGGUGGUGGACCCCCCGCACAGAGGCCACGGGUGAUGCCCACCCGCCUGGGCUGGACUGGGCAGCCCCUCCUCUGCCCCAAACCGGGCCCUCUCCGGCUGCGACCCGGGCUCCCUGUCCCUCCAGGUGGCUGCAGGCGGGGCCUCAGGACGGCGCCCCCCUUGCAGGGUGGUGGGUGGAGGUGGGCGGAGCAUCCUGCAGCCCCGCUCUGACAGCCCACCUUCACCCUGUCCAGCCCCGCAGCCUGGGUCAGGGCCGCCCUCCAAACAGAACCAGGGAAUUGGGCUUGGCGAUGUCAGAGACCGUGGCCACAGUUUUCUCAUGAAAAAGCAGACGCAAAAGCCUUUUUCAUUUUUUACUUUUAAGCAUUGCAGCUGGGGAAUCAAAACAUGGCCUGCGCAUCUUCUCGCAGUAGCUAGCGGCUUCAUGGUCUUAAAGAGAUCCAUUACGUGGUUGAAACGAAAUCAUUCCUAAAUUAACCAUUUGUUUUUAUAAGACACUGUAUAUUAUGUUCCUGUGUAUUGAAUUUUUUUAAAAAAUACUUUACUGGGAUAUUCAUGUAAUAUAUAAAGUUUUGGUGAAAUGAAAUUUAGCUAGAAACAAAGCUGCCAUCAGCUUUCAUCUGUGUAAGUUGACACCAAUGUGUCAUAAUAUUCUUUAUUUUGGGAAAUUAGUGUAUUUUAUAAAAAUUUUAAAAAGUAAGAAGACUACUACUCCAGGAUAAGAUCAUUUUUUUACCUGUCUUUUCUCCAUAUUUUAAGCUAUGUGAUUGAAGUACCUCUGUUAAUAGUUUCCUGGUAUGAAGUUGGUUAAAAUUUCAUCUGUUAAUAGAUCACUUAGAUAAUAUAAUGUAUGGGUUUUCUGUUGGUUUUUUGGGCACUGUAGAUGGAGAUUUUGUAACAAGGGCUUGUUACACGGCGAUUAAGGUAAUGAUAAAAUUGCAAUUUAUUGUUCCUUUUCAUGUUAAUAAUUUGAAGACUGGAGAAAAGGUUCAAGAUUAAAAUUUGAUGUUCAGCC
Lagenorhynchus albirostris (white-beaked dolphin) is the source of this 4618-nucleotide messenger RNA. RefSeq names its product SH3 domain containing ring finger 1 (gene SH3RF1). The transcript has 13 exons. Gene Ontology annotation, biological process: protein ubiquitination; positive regulation of proteasomal ubiquitin-dependent protein catabolic process; positive regulation of JNK cascade. Lineage: Eukaryota; Metazoa; Chordata; Mammalia; Artiodactyla; Delphinidae. Gene Ontology annotation, cellular component: cytosol. Gene Ontology annotation, molecular function: ubiquitin protein ligase activity; protein binding. The record is from RefSeq and is a predicted model, not a curated record. The coding region runs from base 198 to 3038 and encodes 946 amino acids.